This is a messenger RNA of Fomitiporia mediterranea MF3/22, 3329 nucleotides long. RefSeq lists its product as uncharacterized. Bases 94 to 3114 code for a protein of 1006 amino acids. The transcript has 3 exons. Lineage: Eukaryota; Fungi; Basidiomycota; Agaricomycetes; Hymenochaetales; Hymenochaetaceae. The record is from RefSeq and is a predicted model, not a curated record.
CCUCAUUCGUUUCAUAUUUUCACUCCUUCCUCCCUCUUCUAACUGUCGUAUCUGCCGUCGAAACGGUCUGCUGCGCCUCCGGCCGUCUCUGUCAUGGCCUCGUUCUCCCGCAUACAGCUUGCAGCGGCUCUGCUAGAAUAUGACAAUGAUCCAGAUAAUCCGCAUGCACCGCGCAAGUCUGCUUACGAUAGCGCUAUAUUUGCGCACUUGCGGAGAGCAAAUGGGAACAUCCAUUCGACGAAACAAGAACCCCAGCAGAGUCCCAAUUUAUUGGGCGUGAAGUUGCCUAGCGAAUCGGGACCGCCGAGCGAAGCGAAUAUGGAAAUGAGGAGAAGAUCUAAAUCGUCCAUCGAUAUGCUGCAUAAUCCUUUUGGGGGAGAUGAAGAGGAGGAGCGAGAGGAAGAGGAGGAGGAGGAGGAGGAGGAGGAGGAAGAGGUCGAGGUCGACCUUGCCUCCUGGGGCCUUGACUCAAUUAUGCCCGGAGAAAAGCCCAGUAAGAAAUCGAAGGGUGCGAAGGGAAAGGCGAAAUCGGAAAUACUGGGCAAAACGACUGGUACUGGUCCCAGGCCUGGUGUGGGACGUCCGAACCAUUCUCGCACAAUGAGCAUGCCGCUUGCGGAAUUCGGAGAGGGCGGCGCUUUCCUAGACUCGGGGCCUAGUGGACGUCGUAACACCAUCUCUGACCCAGCGAACUUUGAGGAGAUGGGUGUUCUAGAGAAACCUGGAGAGCGUCAGAGAUUCUCGUCUCACCCGCUGAUUGAGAAUCUGCCUGUCCGACCACCCCUCCAUUCUCUAUCCUCUUUUGAACAGAGGAGAGAUACAGUCCCAUUUCCAACUUCUUCUUCCUCCCCUGCUGCCGGUCAGAGCGAGGCGAAUAUUCUCGGUGAUUCUCGCUCUGCAUCUCGGUUGAAUCUGUUAUCAGAAGAGGAAUCAAAUCCUUUCACUAUCCCGCCUCCACCGCCAUCUCGGGCUUCGCGAUUCGAUCCCAAGUCCAUGGCUCAUGCGCGAACAAUGUCAAAUGCGACAAGACUCUCAGUGGGGCCGUCGCAGCAACUUGCUUACGACGAUGAUAAGGAGAACAACUACUCGCAUCGUGCUCCUUCGAGAGCUUCUAUCUUGGACGUCAAGUCAAGUCGCGAUAGGCGCAUAUCUACAGCUUCUUUCGGCACCCGCGAUAUACUCGAUGAUGAUUUCCAGUCUGCUUAUGGAGGAGAUGCCUUCGUGGAAGACUACCCUCCCCGCGACCGACGUUACUCUCGUCUAGAUAUAAUGCGUCCAAAAGUCUUGGUCAUGCCCAGCCCACUUCAGAUGCAAACCGUGGCUCCUGCACCUGCACCCAAAGUGACCCGUACCAAAGAUGGCUUCCUAGACUCAACGGAUGGACGGCCGAUGCCACCUGGAGCUCGUGCGUCUCGCAUGUCGAUGAUUGCACCACCUUCAUCGGGUGGUAGCGUCCCUGUAGCAGCAAACUCAUUCACUCCGAACCCGCGUCUCAGUUUAACCGCUUCUCAACUCUUAUUCCGGAACACCUUGAUGGUGGACGGUCAGAGGGACGUAUCAUAUAACGAUAUUGACGGUAAUCUAGAACGAGCCGUUGAGGAUGGCGAGCAAGUCAAAUUGGACUUCCCAGAAGAACCGGAGAGACCUGCAGUCAAUACUGCUACUGGACUAACGCCUGCUGAGGAGGCCAAGCUCCUGGCUAGGCCGCCCGGCAAGCUCUUCGGCCGAAGUCUCAUUGAUGAUCUCGAGGCUAGAAAGCAGGAGAUGCGAAGCAAGCAGAGGGUAUUUACUGGAGACCAACGUCCGUCUAUGAUGCAGAGGGGCAGCAUGAUUAGGUCGAGUACGUUUAUUGACCAAACCACCCUUCCGGCAAGACCCAACAUGCCUUCACGUAUGCCUACCGCACAGACCGAUACGUCACUAACUAGGCGAGGUUCUCGCGGUGGUAAACCUCUCUUGGAGAUUGAUGACGAUGGCAAGAUUGCGGAGACGACUGAACGUCGUGAAGCUCGGAUGGCCCAAACGAAAUCUGUCUUCGGUGUCGAUACACUCUGGGAGAGGGAGAUGGCUAAACUCAAGGAGAUUGAAGCUCAGGAGGAGAAGGACGCGGAGGAAGCGAGACGGCGGGAAGAGGAGGAGGAAAUGAGGAAAGCGAAGAAGAAAAAGAAGAAAGGUAGUAGGGCUCGAGAUUCACAUCUCGACGUCCAGGAGGAAGGGAGCGCCGAGUUCUCUCAAUCCCCUACCUCGCCAGGUGUUCCUUCCGUUUCUCCUCAGGCCACCGACGAACGUCCGCCAUCGCUGUCAUUACCUGCUAUCCCAGUAGUUACUUCGAGAAGGCGAGCAGUUCCCGAGCCCGUUGACGAAGAAUCGGAUAACGAGAGUAGCGCGAGCGAGGCAGGUAUGCCAACUCAAAACGCUGCCGUGCAAGAAGGACUUGUCGAUCAAUGGGUUUCCGACGAUGAAAAGAAGCCUGCUGAAGCGCCUAAAGUUAGCUUUGACAAACCUCGUAUCUCCCUUCCACCUGAUGAUGACAGCGACGAGGACCUUCCGCUUUCCGUGACGCUGCAGCGCGCGACACAGAAAUUAUCGUCUCCUAGGUCUCAUCCAGAUGAUGACUCUGACGAAGAUAGGCCGCUGUCAAUGAUGCUCCUUAACAAGCCCAACUCUUCCUCAUCCUUCAGGAUACCUUCCUCUGGUCCGAGCGAGCCUAACAAGUCGCUAGUGGACGAUAAGGACGAUGACGACGAUGAUGUCCCACUUGGGAUCAGGGCCUCUCGUCUACCACCCGGAGCUUCUCAAAUAUCCGGAAUUUCCAGUCUCUCGGCGGUUGGACGUGGGGACAAUGACGAUGACGAUCGUCCUCUCAGCAUGCAUCCCUCGCAACUCCGAAAGUCCCAGUUCCAAAUGCUCGCGCAGGUGCAACAACAACAGCAGCAGAUGUUCCAGGCACAAAUGACGAACUCGAUGAUGUUCCCGCACCCGCCGUCGAUGAUGUUCAUGAUGCCGCCUCAACAUACGCCAUUCAUUCAGCCGGCGUCAGUACAACAAGAUACUAACAAGUUUAGUUCUGUUGAUAGGUGGAGGCAUGACGUUGCCGUUGAAGGCCAGAACUAAAACCCUUCCGAACUCCUCGUUUUCGUCUUUCUUUUUUGUUUCUUGCUGCUCUGACGUAUCACACUAGCUUUCAUGCAACUCCUCUCCAUUCACGGACUACUAGUAGUCUCACGGACAUUUUUGGCUCUACUAAUCUAUCGUUUUUUCUUGGUCGCAAACCCCUGCGUUCCUAUCCUUACCCAUUACCAAUUACCCGUUCGAUUUCACCACGUAUU